Messenger RNA from Bolinopsis microptera, 774 nucleotides. RefSeq lists its product as uncharacterized. Bases 1 to 774 code for a protein of 257 amino acids. The transcript has a single exon. NCBI's taxonomy places the organism in Eukaryota, Metazoa, Ctenophora, Tentaculata, Lobata, Bolinopsidae. The record is from RefSeq and is a predicted model, not a curated record.
AUGGUUAAUAAUUUCAUGAAACUGAAUGAGAGCAAGACAGAAUUGUUAGUCAUUGGAAAGCCUUUGGUACUGAAGAAGUUUGACCUUGAAAUAACAAUAAAGUUUGGUGACACCAUCAUUACACCAACUGUAUGUAAAAACGAUACCUGGAAGAGUCUUGGAGUGUUACUAGAUGAAUCUCUCAACAUGGAAAGGCAGAUAAACAAUGUUAGGAAGAACUGUUGUUGGACAAUGAAUAAUCUAAGAACUAUCAGAAAGUAUCUAGAUGAGAGAGUUAAGCUCAUGCUGGUCAAACAACUGAUCAUAUCAAAGCUGGACUAUUGUAAUGCCCUUUACAUGAAUCUUUCAAAGACUAGAGUGAAGAAGCUGCAAUCUGUUCUAAAUGCAGGGAUACGUUUCAUUUACGACAUCUAUGACAGAAAUACUGACUUGUCUCCUUUCUACAAGAAAGCUCAUAUCCUCCCUGUUGAAAAGAGGAUAUUUUUCAAAGUGUGCCUCAUCUGUUUCAAAGUGGCCCAUGGAUUGGCACCAAUGUACCUCCAAGAGUUGGUUCAAAUGAACAGAGAUGAUAAGGCUGUCAAAGAAACCAGAACAAAAACAGCAUGCAACCUUCUUAUGAAGAUACCUAAGUUCUCUAAAUUGAAGGCAACUAGCAGGCGGUUCAGCAACUAUGCACCUGAAUCAUGGAAUUCUCUCCCUCUUAAUGUCCGUAACAUCGAGAAUAUUGUCUCUUUUAAGGGUAAGUUAAAGAACUAUUUGUAUGAUCAGCUAUAG